AUGCUGCCCUUUCGCUGGGGCCUGCUACUAGGCAUUGUGGUGCUCAUAGCGUGCGCCAAUGGAGCAGCUAUCGUAAAUGAACUCUCUGGUCUGUCUGAUUUGGAGCGAUCAAAGAGAAGCGGAAGAGGCUAUGCAAGAGGACAGACGCAGUCGCAGUACUUGAACUUUGGCAAGCCCGAAGAGGAUGGCAAGGCCGAGGCAGAGGCUAACGAAAGCGGCUCACGCUCGACAGUUUCUGGCAGCCACGGAAUGGGGCAGGCCCAGAGUCAGUUCUCCUCGGGAGAUUGCAGCGGCUGUUCCGGCUAUCAAACUGGAAGCUCACUCGAUGGCAGUGGAGGUCUUAUAGGAAGACCCGAUGCUAUUAUUAGUCUACCAAGAAUCGACGGACGACAAACGGGUGCUGCUGGACAGCCCGGGUACGUAACUCAGCCUGGAGCUGAGGAUCAGUCUGGAGGUCAAACCAUAUACGGAACACAACCAGGAGUUGGUGAACAGACAGGUAUCGGCAGCGGACAGCCCGGAUUUGGGGCUCAACCUGUAGUUGGAGGUCAACCCGGAUACGGAACACAAGCAGGAGUUGUUGGACAGCCAGGUAUCGGUAGCGGACAGCCCGGAUUUGGGGCUCAACCUGUAGUCGGAGGUCAGCCCGGAUAUGGAACACAACCAGGAGUUGGUGGACAGACAGGUAUCGGUGGCGGACAGCCCGGAUAUGGAGGUCAAUCUGGGGUUGGAGGUCAACCUGGAUACGGAACACAACCAGGAGUUGGUGGACAGACAGGUAUCGGUGGCGGACAGCCCGGAUAUGGAGGUCAAUCUGGGGUUGGAAGUCAACCUGGAUACGGAACACAACCAGGAGUUGGUGGACAGACAGGUAUCGGUCAACCUGGAUAUGGAACACAACCAGGAGUUGGUGGACAGACAGGUAUCGGUGGCGGACAGCCCGGAUAUGGAGGUCAAUCUGGGGUUGGAGGUCAACCCGGGUACGGAACACAAUCAGGAGUUGGCGGACAGCCUGGAUUUGGAGGUCAACCUGGAACUGGAGGUAAAACUGUAUACGGAACACAACCAGGAGUUAGUGGACCGACAGGUAUCGGUCAACCUGGAUACGGAACACAACCGGGAGUUGGUGGACAGACAGGUAUCGGUGGCGGACAGCCCGGAUAUGGAGGUCAACCCGGAUACGGAACACAACCAGGAGUUGGUGGACAGACAGGUAUCGGUCAACCCGGAUACGGAACACAACCAGGAGUUGGCGGACAGCCUGGAACUGGAGGUAAAUCUGGAUACGGAACACAACCAGGAGUUAGUGGACCGACAGGUAUCGGUGGCGGACAGCCCGGAUAUGGAGGUCAAUCUGGGGUUGUCGGUCAACCUGGAUACGGAACACAACCGAGAGUUGGUGGACAGACAGGUAUCGGUGGCGGACAGCCCGGAUAUGGAGGUCAAUCUGGGGUUGGAGGUCAACCUGGAUUCGGAACACAACCAGGAGUUGGUGGACAGACAGGUAUCGGUGGCGGACAGCCCGGAUAUGGGGGUCAAUCUGGGGUUGGAGGUCAACCCGGAUACGGAACACAACCAGGAGUUGGUGGACAGCCUGGAUUUGGAGGUCAACCUGGAACUGGAGGUCAACCUGGAUUCGGAACACAACCAGGAGUUAGUGGACCGACAGGUAUCGGUGGCGGACAGCCCGGAUAUGGAAGUCAAUCUGGGGUUGGAGGUCAACCCGGAUACGGAACACAACCAGGAGUUCGUGGACAGACAGGUAUCGGUGGCGGACAGCCCGGAUAUGGAGGUCAAUCUGGGGUUGGAGGUGAACCCGGAUACGGAACACAACCAGGAGUUGGCGAACAGCCUGGAUUUGGAGGUCAAUCUGGGGUUGGAGGUAAAUCUGGAUACGGAACACAACCAGGAGUUAGUGGACCGACAGGUAUCGGUGGUGGACAGCUCGGUUUUGGAGGUCAACCUGGAGUUGGAAGUCAACCCGGAUACGGAACCCAACCAGGAGCUAGUGGACAGACAGGUAUCGGUGGCGGACAGCCGGGAUAUGGAGGUCAAUAUGGGGUUGGAGGUCAACCCGGAUACGGAACACAACCAGGAGUUGGUGCACAGACAGGUAUCGGUCAACCUGGAUACGGAACACAACCGGGAGGUGGUGGACAGACAGGUAUCGGUGGCGGACAGCCCGGAUAUGGAGGUCAGUCUGGGGUUGGAGGUCCACCUGGAUACGAAACACAACCAGGAGUUGGUGGACAGAUAGGCAUCGGUGGAGGACAGCCCGGAUAUGGAGGUCAAUCUGGGGUUGGAGGUCAACCCGGAUACGGCAUACAACCAGGAUUUGGCGGACAGCCUGGAUUUGGAGGUCAACCUGGAACUGGAGGUAAAUCUGGAUACGGAACGCAACCAGGAGUUAGUGGACCGACAGGUAUCGGUGGUGGACAGCUCGGGCUUGGAGGUCAACCUGGAGUUGGAGCUCAACCCAGCUACGGAACCCAAGCAGGAGUUGGUGGACCGACGGGUAUCGGUGGUGGACAACCCGGAUAUGGAGGUCAAUCUGGGGCUGGAGGUCAACCCCGUUACGGAACCCAACCAGGAUUUGGUGGACAGCCUGGACUUGGAGGUCAACGUGGAGCUGGAGGUCAACCCGGAUAUGGAACACAACAAGGAGUUGGUGUACAGACUGGUAUCAGUGGUGGACAACCAGGAUAUGGAGUUCAAUCUGGGGCCUUAGGUCAACCCGGAUACGAAGCCCAACCAGGAUUUGGUGGACAGCCUGGAUUUGGAGGGCAACCUGGAGCUGGAGGUCAAUCCGGAUACGGAACACAACCAGGAGUUGGUGGACAGACUGGUAUCGGUGGCGGACUGCCCGGAUUCGGGGCUCAACCUGGAGUUGGAGGUCAACCCAGUUACGGAACCCAAGCAGGAGUCAGUGGACAGCCUGCUAUCGGUGGGAGACAGCCAGGAUACGGAGCACAACCCGUAGUUGGGGGGCAGACUGGUAUCGAUGGAGGACACCCCGGAUUUAGAGGUCAACCCGGAUACGGAACACAACCAGGAGUUAGUGGACAGACAGGUGUCGGUGGCGGACAGCCCGGAUAUGGAGGUCAAUCUGGAGUUGGAGGCCAACCCGGAUACGGAACACAACCAGGCGUUGGUGGACAGACAGGUGUCGGUGGCGGACAGCCCGGAUAUGGAGGUCAACCUGGAGUUGGAGGUCAACCCAGCUACGGAACCCAACCAGGAGCUAGUGGACAGACAGGUAUCGGUGCCGGACAGCCCGGAUAUGGAGGUCAAUCUGGAGUUGGAGGUCAACCCGGGUACGGAACACAACCAGGCGUUGGUGGACAGACAGGUGUCGGUGCCGGACAGCCCGGAUAUGGAGGUCAACCUGGAGUUGGAGGUCAACCCGGAUACGGAACCCGACCAGGAGUUGGUGGACAGACAGGUAUCGGUGGCGGACAGCCCGGAUUUAUAGGUCAACAGCCCGGAGCAGGAGGAUCGCAGUUUGAUGGAAGGCACCCGGGAACCGGUGUUACUUCAGAUGGCCAAGUAGGUGCUCCGGGACGGUAUACAGCUGGAGCUAGUGUCACUCCUGGAGCUGCUGGUGUUGGUAAUACAGUUGCCGGCGGAGCUGAUGACACAUUUUCUCAAGCGGCGUCCACUAUUGGGAACGGCCAGGCAUCUGCCAGUGCCGAGGGCAAAAAGAAUGGCGGAACAGCUAAGACCCAAGUAUCCGGCACAUACAGUACGGGCGGUUCUUUCAGCGCUAGUGCAAUGACUUCCGACGCAGAUCGGGCUGCCAGCGCCCAGGUUACUGGCAAUGCUGAUGGCGCUAUGAGCCAGUCCCAAGGCUCUGGAGGACCGGCCCAGUCCCAGGCCCAAGUGCAGGUUAACUCGAAGGAUGGAGGCACCAAGGCUUCAUCACAGAGUGGGGGUCUGAUUCACCAGAGCCAGAGUGAGGUGCAGGCCAACGAUAAGGGCGGCUUGGCCGAUGCCCAGUCCAGCGGACCGGGCCAAACCUCUUCCCAAGCUCAAAUCGGCUUCCGUCCAGGUCAGGAUACCAGUUCGGUAGUGGCACCAGGUGGCGGACAGGCUUCCGCACAAUCGGGCAGCCAUUCUGGCCAGAGCCAGUCUCAGAUCCAAGGAACUUCCAGCUUUGGGGUAUCAUAUCACGGCGCUGCACAGUCCGCAUCAGGAACUAAGGAGCAGGUGGACACCUAUCGGGAGCAAAAUCGAGAGCUCUUCAAUACAAUCAGCCAGUUUGGCAACAGUGGAAAUGCUGUAACCGAUCGGGCUGAUGCCGUCUUUAGUGGCCCGGCACUCACGUCUGAAUCUGAUUCAAUACCCGAGCUGCAGCUGAAGUCUACAAAGACAAGCAAGGAAGAGCCUGAGAAGGUCGAUAAGAAGCCAGAUCAAUCGGAACCAGUUCAAUACGACGACGAGGAAGAGGACGAGGGGGAUGAAUACGACGAGGAUGAGUACUACAACGAGAAACCUGUCAAGCUAGAGGAGGGUCCAAAGCCACCGAACAAGAUUAAGGAUUCGGAGUCCACACCUCAUCCACAGACCUAUACCCAGUCGUCCCCCACGCAGAAGCAGCAGGCAGUAGUGGCCCCAUUGCCAGCGGAAAAGUACCAGCUGGUGCAGAAACAGAACGGACUCAUUAAUAGCUACUCGGAGCGAUCAACCACAGAGUCCGUGCCCAGUGGGUUCCGCGGCACGGUGAACGUUCAAAAGAAGUUUCACACAAAGUCGCUUGAGCUUCAUAAUACCGACAAGAAGGUCGAAAUCAGUGCCGACACUGACUCCGAUGCCCCGAGUACACCCACUCGCGGUAGCAAAGCGCCUCGCGCACCAGACAGCUAUGUAACAGUCACCAAGUCGGUGACUGGAAGCAUGGACAAUAGCAAGAACCCACCGCAGGAUAACAAGAACUUCCAGUCCACGUACUACACCAAGUCCUCGACCUGCGGAUACUUCACCUUCUCCUGUAACAUUGUCUACGGAGCGAAUGGACGCAGCAAGAUCUGUCGCCCAAAAGCCCCAGCCAAUGGCAAGUGCUAAAGGGGAUGCAA
This is a messenger RNA of Drosophila persimilis, 5072 nucleotides long. RefSeq names its product collagen alpha-2(IV) chain (gene prc). The transcript is spliced from 12 exons. Lineage: Eukaryota; Metazoa; Arthropoda; Insecta; Diptera; Drosophilidae. Bases 1 to 5061 code for a protein of 1686 amino acids. The record is from RefSeq and is a predicted model, not a curated record.